AUGAUGGCAGGCGACGGAACGUCAGCCAGGAUCAAACAGGAACUGAUCGAAACUUCCUGCUGCAGCCCGUCACCAUCGUCGGUCGGUAGCUUAUCCCAGACCAACAUACUGUACGGGAAUUCACCCACGGGAAAGAUGGACUUCAAAUGCAGCAGCAAUAACAACGAAACACAUCUCACAGAGCUGCACGGUACUGGUGGUGCCGCUGGACACAACGGUGGCAGCAAUGGCGCCGGGAAACCACAGUCACCCGGCUCUCCGGACCGUCAGUUCUGCAGCUCAACUACCUCCGCCAUCGGGGACUUUGGCAGCGAUGGCACGAACCACGACACGAUCAAGGAGGAGCUGCCGCGGCGAUUGUGCUUGGUGUGUGGGGACGUGGCAAGUGGAUUCCACUAUGGCGUUGCCAGCUGUGAAGCCUGUAAAGCAUUUUUUAAACGUACCAUUCAAGGAAACAUUGAGUACACUUGUCCCGCAAGUAACGACUGUGAAAUUAACAAGCGGCGACGGAAAGCGUGCCAAGCGUGUCGGUUCCGCAAGUGUCUACUGAUGGGAAUGCUCAAGGAAGGGGUCCGGCUGGAUCGGGUAAGGGGCGGCCGGCAAAAGUAUCGGCGCAAUCCGUGCUCCAACCCGUACCAGAUGCAGAUCAUACAGUCCAACCAGCAGUACACCGCCCAAACGCUGGAAGACAUCAAGAUCCUGGAAGUAUUAUCCUCGUUCGAGCCGGAUCCACUGUCGAUCGGCGGUGCUGGGGGUGAUAUGAUGACGGUCGGGGAGGAGCGUAACGGUAACGGUGGUGCUCAAACGUCGAGCUCUUCGUUCUCGUCCGCCUCGUCGUCAUCGUCCACGAGCAGCAAUAGUAGCAACUCGCCCGGUGCUACGGCUGCCGCCGCCGAUUCCGGCCUCGACCGGAUGGUGAUGGGCGGCGAUGCGCAGGAAAUUUUGAGCGUGCUGAGUGAUAUUUACGAUAAGGAGCUGGUCGGUGUGAUUGGGUGGGCAAAGCAGAUACCGGGCUUCACCGAUCUGCCGCUGAACGACCAGAUGCGUCUGCUGCAGGUAAGCUGGGCCGAGCUGCUGACGCUAAUGCUUGCCUACCGGUCGAUUCCGUUCGAUGGUCGGCUAUACUUUGCCACCGACUUCUUCCUGGAUGAGCGAUCGGCAAAGGAGUGUGGUGCCCUUGAUCUCUACAACCAUCUAGCACAAAUCACCCAACGAUUGGAAAAGAUCUCGGCCACCAAGGAGGAGUACUAUCUGUUGAAGGCCCUAUCCCUGUCAAAUUGUGAUAUCAGACUGGAUAACUACAGUGCGCUCAAGAAAAUUCGUGACUCGAUACUGUACGCACUUAAUGAUUGUGUGUUGUUGAUAAGGCAACAUCAGGCGGUGUCACAUCAGCAGCAGCUGCUACUGUUGCUGCCAUCGUUACGACAAGCGGAUCACAUCAUUCGCAAGUUCUGGACGAAUGUGCAUAUCGAGGGUAACGUGACGAUGAACAAACUGUUUGUCGAAAUGCUCGAGUCCGUCUCACGAUAA
This is a messenger RNA of Anopheles marshallii, 1530 nucleotides long. RefSeq names its product steroid hormone receptor ERR2 (gene ERR). The coding region runs from base 1 to 1530 and encodes 509 amino acids. Gene Ontology annotation, cellular component: nucleus. Gene Ontology annotation, biological process: regulation of DNA-templated transcription. The transcript has 5 exons. Lineage: Eukaryota; Metazoa; Arthropoda; Insecta; Diptera; Culicidae. Gene Ontology annotation, molecular function: sequence-specific DNA binding; zinc ion binding; nuclear steroid receptor activity. The record is from RefSeq and is a predicted model, not a curated record.